UGACAAAAUGGAAGCCCACCAGCAUGUGAGGAGACCUGAAAGUGGCACAUGGCAGAGUGUGGCGAUGGAGACAGCAGCAAUGGGAGGCCGUACAGGGACCCAUGACAACUCUGGACCUGGCAGCACAUGAGGAGGCGGUACAGGGGCCCAUGACAGAUUACGGGCCUGGCAGCAGCAAUGGGAGGCCAGGAGACCUGAAAGUGGCACAUGGCAGAGUGUGGGAUGGAGACAGCAGCAUGGGAGGAGGUACAGGGACCCAUGACACACUCUGGACCUGGCAGCAGCAUGAGGAGGUGGUACAGGGGCCCAUGACAGAUUACGGGCCUGGCAGCAGCAUG
Molecule: messenger RNA, 338 nt
Organism: Staurois parvus
Lineage: Eukaryota; Metazoa; Chordata; Amphibia; Anura; Ranidae
Source: the annotation of a GenBank genome assembly